CAAUCAUGAUACUGAAUUUAAUUUCUCAGAAGUGAAUGAUCAAAUAGAAUAAACACGAAGAAUAUAAAAUGAAAAAGUUCUAAAAAACACAUAAAAUAGAAAUUUGCAGAUGGCUAACUUGCCUUAGUAAGCAUAACCCAUAAGAAUUACUUUUGAUUAUAUUUUAUUUGGUUAAAAUUAAAAUGAUAUAACUAUUCGUUAAUAAAAUAAUUUAAAAUAUAAAAUGAAUUUUAUUUAAGAAUAUUUGUAAUAACUUUUAAAAGUAAUACCUGCUUUAGGGCCUAAUAUAUAUAAUAGUGAAAGAUGUUAGAAUAUAAAUAUUCCUCCAAAAUAUAGAGCAGAUGGUGAGAGAAAUUCUGAUAUUCAUAUUUGGGUUGCCUAAUAUAAUAGUCCAGAUUCUUCUAAUUUAGUUAAUGCUGUUCAUUGUUAAAUGGAUCCAGCUUUAAAAAGAGUUAAUUUUGGUAUUAUUACUGUAAAUAUGAUAAACUUCGAUAAUAUAAAUUAAGAUUUUACUUAUCCUGGAUUCAAAAGAGAUUUAAAUGUUAUUUUGCAUGAAAUGUUGCAUAUUUUAGGAUUUUCAAGAGGUUUAUAUAGAUAUUGGUUAAAUCCUUAAACCGGAAAUUAUUAUGAUAAUGAAAUAAUUAAUUAUGUAAGAACAGUUCCUAUAAGGGGUAAAUAAACUAUUAUCAUGUCUACUCCAAAUGUGCUUGCUACUGCUAGAAAAUAUUAUGGAUGUCCUACUUUAGAAGGAAUGCAAUUAGAGAACGAUGGAGAUAUUAAUUCUAUUGGUUCUCAUUGGGAAAAAACAAUCCUCUUUGAUGAAUUGAUGACUGCCGAUUCUUCUGGAAGGGAAUUUAUAUUAUCUAUUUUUACUAUUGCUGUAUUAAAAGAUACUGGUUAUUAUGCUGAAGUAAAUGAAAGUAUGGCUAAUAAUAUAUAAUGGGGAAAAAAUAAAGGAUGUGAUUUUGCUCUUAAAGCUUGCUAAUCUAAUACUUAUUAUUCUGAAUUUAAUUAAACAGAACAUUCUCGUCAAUAAUAAUGCUCUUCAUAAAAUGAUGGCUAUGGAGAAGUUGUUGAAAGUAGUUUCAUGGAUAAUUGCAAAAAUAUUAAAAAUUCUGUUUAUUGUGAAGAUUAUAAAGAGAAAAAAUAUAAUGAUUAGUAUCAAUUGUAAUAUUAUGGAGUUAAUUCUAGAUGCUUUCAUUCUACUGCUAAUAAUGGAAAUCGUAAUUCCCAUAGAAAUACUCGUUGUCAUCACGUUAUAUGCUCUCCUGAUUUUACUUAUAUUACAAUAGAUUUUCCCCGUGAAGAAUUUCAAAAAUUAGUAUGCAAUUAAUAAGAUGAAGGAAAGUAAAUAGAAGUCGUUUAAGGAAAACCAGAAUUUGGUUACAUUACUUGUCCUAAUAAUUUAAGAGAAUUUUGCAGUUAUAAAGAAUGUCCUAAUUAUUGUAAUUAAAAGGGUAUCUGUAUAAAUGGAUAAUGUAUAUGCACAUUUGGUUGGGCGGGAUCUGAAUGUAGUAUUUAAAUAAAAUCUGAUAAAUAAUUUGUUUUAGAUGAUAAAAACGAAAAAUGUGUUUAAUAAUGUCCCUAGGGUAAAUUUGCAAAUCCUGAUAAAGUAUGUAGAGAAUAGUGUCCUAAUGGUUAUUACUAAGAUAAUAUAAAUAAUAUAUGUGCUAAGUGUGAUAUGUCAUGUAUAAAAUGUUCUGGUGCUUCAAAGAAUGAUUGCUUAGAAUGCGGUUUCUUGACAUAUUUGGAAGAAGGAAAAUGUGUAAAAUAAUGUAGUAAUAACUUCUAAUUAAUAAAUUAAAAAACAUGUGAAAAAUCAGUAAGUUAAGGAUGUGAGUAAGAAUGUGAGAGAUGUGAUUCUGAUGCUCAUGAAUAAUGUACUAAAUGUAAAGACUAGUUCUUUCUUAAUUUAAAAACUGGUAAAUGUGUUGUUGUUAAUUAAUGUCCAGAAGGAACAUUCGCUAAUUAAGAAAAUAAAACAUGUUAAAUAUGCGAAAUUAUAGGAUGUAGAUAAUGUUAAUCGCAAACUAUAUGUGCAGUAUGUGAUGAAUAUUCAUAAUAUGUUAAAAUAGGGGAUUAAUGUGCUAAAUGUUCUUAAUAAUGCUAAUAAUGCUCAAGUGACUUAAAGACUUGCCUUUCUUGUAAAAGUGGAUUAUUCUUAUAAGAAGGAAAAUGUGUUUAUUAAUGUUCUGAAAAUUAAUUUGAGGAUAUCGAAAAAAGAGAAUGUGUUCCAAUUAUUAAAUGUUAAUAAGGUGCUAUUUACUAUUAUAACAAUAAAUGUUAUAAAAGUUGUCCUUCAAAUACGACAUAUAAAAAUAAUAAAUGCUUAAAAUGUAAUAAUGGUUGUCUAUUAUGUUUAGAACAAAGUAUAUGUGAUAAAUGUGAUACUAAUAACGGUUGGGAACAUAUUGAAUUUAAUAGGAGUAAUUGUAGUAAUAUAUAAUGUGAUGUUUCAUCAUGUCUAAAAUGUUCUAAAAACAAUAAAAAAAAAUGUACAUAAUGUUAUGAUGGAUACAUAUUGUAUAAAAAUAAGUGUUUGCGAUUUUGUCCUGAUACUUAUUAUCAUGAUUUGAAUAAAUAAGCAUGUAUAAAAUGUCGUAAAGGAUGUUUAAGUUGUUCUUCUUAAGAAUGUUACGAAUGUGAUAAUAAAAAUGGUUUUUAUUAUUAAAAUGGAAAAUGCAAUAUAAAUAGAGAUGGUACAACAAAUAAUGAAGGUGAUAAAAUUGAUAAUGAAGGUAAUAAAAUUGAUAAUGAAGAUAUUAUUACAGAUGAUGAAGAUAUAAAUAAAAAUAAUGGUAUAAGUAUAGUUAAAGGAAAAAGUAAUAUAAACAGUGGAGAUAUUAGUAGUUAUUGUUAUUAAACACUAUUUUUAUUUAUA
Messenger RNA from Ichthyophthirius multifiliis, 2881 nucleotides. RefSeq lists its product as hypothetical. Lineage: Eukaryota; Ciliophora; Oligohymenophorea; Hymenostomatida. The transcript has a single exon. The record is from RefSeq and is a predicted model, not a curated record.